UGGCAACUGAGAUUUGGAAUAACAAGGAGGAAACUCUUAAUUGGUUCAAAGUACUCGAGCUUGACUUAGGUCGCCAGAUGUCAAUUUGACAGUGUUUCUAUAUAUUUUUGUCUUUAAAUUUGUUGUGACUGCAGAUUUUCUGAAAAUAUUUUUCAUUUUGAAAUACAACACAUAAGUGAAAUAGUGGAUACUUUUAUUACAAUUUUACCGUGUCUUUUAUUAUUAAAUUGAUGUGACUGCCUGUUCUCAGAUUUUCAUAUUUCAAUAAUACGCACGUGAAAAUCAUGGAUAGAACAUACAUUUUGAAUGUUUUGGUAUUCAUUGUGUGGUUAUUAUUGAAGGAUUUUAAUUCGGUUCAUUCCAAGCAAGUAGAAUUGUCACCUGAUUGUACAGACGAGGAUGAAAACUGCACUACUCUAUGUAGUCCACACUGUCGUGCAGAAUGUGACGUCGACGGCACGUGUUUUGGCGGAUGUAUUAGCGGAUGGACUGGUACCAAAUGUGACGAACCUUGCCCGGACUACCAAUACGGCAUGAACUGUCAGAAGAGUUGUGGACAUUGUGAGAAUGACGAGGUGUGUGAUCCAGUAACAGGCGAGUGCCCGGGUAACUGUGUGCCCGGGUUUAUCGGUCCAUCAUGUGACCAAGCGUGUGAUCCCUACUUCUAUGGAAACGCGUGUGAAAGUCACUGCCACCAUUGCAGAAACAACAAACCAUGCAAUGUUGUCACUGGGUCGUGUAUCAAUGGCUGCGCUCUCGGCUGGAAGGGCGAUAAAUGUGAUACUGUUUGCACUAACAUGACAUACGGUCUAGACUGCACUGGAAAAUGUGGGAAUUGCGCGAAUAACAAGCCGUGCAAUCACGUGACUGGAAAAUGUACGGAAGGCUGCGCACCGGGUUGGACAAGAGAAAAAUGUAAUAUCGCCUGUAGUCAAGGCUGGUAUGGAGAGGAAUGCGAUUUCCACUGUGGCCACUGCAAGUCCGAGACCUGCGACCAGGUGACCGGUAUCUGUAAAUCAGGGUGCAAAGCCGGUUGGAUGGGUCAGCUAUGUCGGACACCGUGCGGACCCGGUAGAUACGGUGACGAUUGUGUAGCCGAGUGUGGUAAAUGUAUCAAUAAUAUGUGUGACAGGGCUACUGGCAUCUGUACCAAUGGUUGUAUGGCGGGUUGGAAAGGAAUCACGUGUCACCGACCCUGUGAGAAGGGCCGACAUGGGGCAAGCUGUGGGAUGACAUGCGGGAAAUGCAAGGAUGAUGUACCGUGUAACAGCAGUACCGGAAUAUGCGAGAACGGCUGCAAGACUGGUUGGGAAGGGAAAUAUUGUACGCAAAAGAAACCUGUCGACGACCUUGUGAUAACUGAUGUCGCAGAGACAGAUGAUUUGGGUAUCAAGAAACCAUCAACAGUGUCCCUGCUGGUUGUCGUCAUUGUGUUGCUAUUUAUAGCCCUGUCGGCAACGGUCAUCUACUUCCUGUGUAUACGUCCGCGACAUGGAGAUAUUUCCUCUCAGCUAACAAGACUGUCCUCGGUGCGUAGCAACGAGGAUGCUGAGCCACACCUGUAUGAACAGGUCCAGUGUGGGCCGUGGGAGAUCACGAAAGCCAACCUCGUUUUGACCUCUGAUAAACUUGGUCAAGGUCAGUUCGGACAAGUGCGCAAAGGUUACAUCAAAAACAUACGAAGCCACAAUGUUCCAGUUGCUGUAAAAUCUCUCAAAGUAAGCUCAUCAGAGAAAGACAAGACGGACUUCAUGAACGAAUUAAUGAUUUUGAAGAAAGUCGGCCAUCAUCCAAAUGUCGUCUGCUUGGUUGGAUCCUGUAACAUUGGAGGAACUUUGUAUGUUGCUAUGGAAUACUGUUGCCAUGGUGAUUUAAGGACUCAUCUUCGCAACCACCGCAAAAGGAAACAAAAGCUUUAUACAAACGUUCAAAAUGGUGAUCAGCUGUCAUACUCUGCAAUGUUGAAGUUUGCCUUAGAUGUUGCAAGUGGAAUGUCCCAUUUAGCUGAUAGACAGAUAAUUCACCGGGAUCUUGCAGCAAGAAAUGUUUUAUUGGAUGAUAAUUUCGUCGCCAAAGUGGCAGACUUUGGACUUUCGAAAAAUGAUGAUACCUAUGUUAAAACUUCAAGAUCAAAAGUACCAGUGCGCUGGCUAGCUCUAGAAUCCAUCUACAGUAACACAUAUACCAUCCAAAGUGAUGUAUGGUCAUUUGGUGUUUUGUUAUGGGAGAUCACAACAUUUGGUGGCACCCCGUACCAUGGUAUGGACACUCAGCAAUUCUGUGCUCUGUUAAAGCAGGGUUACAGGUUGUGCCGGCCUCGACACUCAGACAUGGCUCUUUACACAAUGAUGUUACAAUGUUGGCAGGAAGAGCCAGCUGCACGUCCAGAGUUCAGUGACCUUCAGUCUCGAUUGCAAUGUAUGGUAGAUGACACACAGAUAUAUAUCAACAUAGAUGAAGAAAUGGGAUAUACAAGCAUGGAAGGUUAACCAUCACCACACAUCUAGAGUUUUGUCAAAACCAUGUGAAAAAAAGAUGAUACAAGUUAAAAUAUUUUAGCUAAUGCACAGAAUGGUUGGACAACAUACAUUUUUUUAAACUUUCAGAUCUCCUUCAAAAUGUGUUUGUGUAUGAAGGCAUUUGAAAUUUUGCAAAACAAACAAUUGGUAAGCUAAACAAGCACAAGUGCUUUGUUGAAUGUGAUUGAUUUGAACAAUUUUUCAGUCACAGAAUGGUCUUGCGUGUCAUGAAAGGAUUUCAAAACACAAAUACGUAGACCCUAAGAGGGUAAAAACUAAACAAAAUGGAUGAUUUUGAAUGAAAACUUUUGAAUGCUAGAGAAACAGGCAUUAUAACCUUCAGCAAGUUGAAUUCUGGGUCUGUAAAAGAGAGCCAUUGUUUAUGGUCCUUACUGGAAUGCAGGAGUAUCUAGGUUUAUUUAAAGUCACCAUCAGUUACCUUUUAACAGACCUCUUCACUGGAAGUGUGUUGGAUCAAUUUAGGUUUUGUGGAUAUGCAGGGUAAAGAAGAUACCUCUGCAAAGAACUGUUAACAAUUCUAGUUGAAGGAAAGGGUAUCCUGGUUGUAUCCCCACUUUUCAUAGUCUGUUCUUUACACAGGUUUGAAGGUUAAAUGUCUAUAUAAAAACUGUAAAUGGUAACAAAGUUGAAAUCUCCUUCACCUCAAGCUGGUCUUGUUUUCAAACAUUUGCUUUGUAUAUAUUGGUGCCAAACUUUGUACAUAGGAAAAACUUGUGCCAUGUAUAUUUUGCUUAGAAUAUUUAUAUAUAGUAUCAAAGUCAGCUGAAUAGUUAGAUCAUAAUUAUAUACUUUUUGGGGUUUAUUUUGAAAUAAAUACAAUUAAAUAAAA
Messenger RNA from Mercenaria mercenaria, 3369 nucleotides. RefSeq names its product tyrosine-protein kinase receptor Tie-2-like. NCBI's taxonomy places the organism in Eukaryota, Metazoa, Mollusca, Bivalvia, Venerida, Veneridae. Gene Ontology annotation, molecular function: transmembrane receptor protein tyrosine kinase activity; ATP binding. Gene Ontology annotation, cellular component: signaling receptor complex. The coding region runs from base 285 to 2489 and encodes 734 amino acids. Gene Ontology annotation, biological process: positive regulation of kinase activity; cell surface receptor protein tyrosine kinase signaling pathway; protein phosphorylation. The transcript has 17 exons. The record is from RefSeq and is a predicted model, not a curated record.